Copidosoma floridanum is the source of this 2085-nucleotide messenger RNA. It is a transcript of the gene eEF1delta, whose product is annotated as elongation factor 1-delta. Gene Ontology annotation, cellular component: eukaryotic translation elongation factor 1 complex; cytosol. Lineage: Eukaryota; Metazoa; Arthropoda; Insecta; Hymenoptera; Encyrtidae. Gene Ontology annotation, molecular function: translation elongation factor activity; guanyl-nucleotide exchange factor activity. Gene Ontology annotation, biological process: translational elongation. The record is from RefSeq and is a predicted model, not a curated record.
CACAAUAAGUACGGCGUGCGCAGAGUUGCACAGCCUGAGUCGUUAUUGACGCACCGUCUGCCUCUCCGCUCUGACGUCGGCCCAGCCCUUCUUCGCCCGAAAAUUUCAACCGCACAGCACGUUUCGAGCCGCGUGUCAAUCGUCAAGCCCAAAAGUAAGCUCUAAAUCAAACUAAAAAUGGCAGCUGAUUCGUGCAGUAUCUCAAAAGACAAAGUCUGGGUUGACAAAUCAUCCUAUGACAAAGCUGAAUGCCUGUAUCAAGAGAAACUAGGAAAGGAUGUACUACCUCAGAAACCUUUGACAGGGGAUGAUUCACCUCUUGGUGUCACCAACUCUACCAAAAAAUCCAAAAAAUCUACCAAUAAACAAAACAGUAUUACGACAAGUAAUAAUGACUCCAAUAACUCCGAAACAAUCAAAAGUAGUAAAAAGAAAAAUAAGAAGAAGGAGGCUAAAGUUGCCGAACCGCUUCUUGAUACCGUCGCGAUUAAAAUCGAAGAGUCAGAAAUAUCGCAGGGAAGCGUUAAUGAAACGCCUACCACUAGUAAUAAGAAGCUGAAGGCCAAAGAGGCUAAAGAGGAAAAAAAUAAAGCUGAUAAAAAACAGAAAAAUUCAGAUCAGGAUAAGCCUGCGAUUGUUAUUCAAGAGAAUAAAGGUCAAGAGACCAACCAGGGAGGCCAGUUUUCUGCAGGAAGCUUAGCCAGUGAGGUUGCCAAGGCUCGUGCUCACAUCAAACAGUCCCUGCAGUGUAUGGAUGGUAUUGCUGCACUAGCUGGACUUGAUAGUGAUUUCUCAACGCGGGUUGUUACUAUCGAAAAGCAAAACCAGGAUCUCAGAAACACUGUCCAGGAGCUUAUGAACCAUGUCAAAAAGCUGGAAAGUCGUGUUAAAGAAUUAGAAAGCAAAUGUGGCUCUAAAGGAACCCCAGCCCCACAAAUCGCUGUUUGUCCUGCUAAGAAGCCCGCUCUUCCCAAGAAAGAGGAGAAAAAAGAAGAGAAGAAAGACGAUGAUGAGGAUGUAGAUCUAUUUGGCUCAGAUUCAGAGGGAGAAGAUGCGGAAGCGCAAAAGGUCAGAGAAGAACGCCUGGCAGCCUAUGCAGCCAAGAAGUCAAAAAAACCAGCUAUCAUUGCCAAAUCGAGUUUAAUUUUGGAUGUUAAGCCAUGGGACGAUGAAACUGACUUGAAAGUCCUAGAAAACGAAGUGCGGAAGAUCGAAACAGAUGGUCUUUUGUGGGGAGCAUCGAAACUUGUACCUGUUGCUUACAAUAUUAAAAAGCUCCAGAUUACCUGUGUUGUUGAAGAUGACAAAGUCUCCAUCGAUUGGCUGACUGAACAAAUUCAAGAAAUCGAAGAAUAUGUCCAGAGUGUUGACAUCGCGGCCUUUAACAAAAUUUAAAUCUAACUGAUUGAUUAAUUCUCAAAAUAAAUCUCAUUUUUAAAAAACUUGAACGUUGUCUUAUGGAGUGGGACUCAUAGUGCCAUUUGUUUAAUGUUAUUUCAUUCCACUUACGAUACCAGACCAUCAAUACAAGUUUUGCAAUAUCGAACAAAAUUUUAAUAAACAGUCUUUUAGACAUUAAUGAUUACAUACUCUUGAACAUAAAAUUAAUGUGCAAUCAUAACGUUGUUUAAAAAAUUAUUACGUAUAUUGAUAAAGUUACACAAGAGUACUUUAAGUCAUGGAGAAACCUGUCAAAAUAUAUUUUUAUUUGGAUAUAUUUAUGUACUUGUGGUAAUUAGUUACAAAAAAGUUCACACAAAUUUCUUUCAAUGCUAUCCAAUAAUCGUGUUUAUGCACAAAUAGCUUUAAAAUCGUUUGAUGUUCCUUAGUACUUAAAUAGGACAUUAUCAAAAGUAAUUUCUUUUAAUAAUGUAGUAAAGUUAUGAAUAUAAAUCUGCUUAAAUAUAUAGUUCAGUAUAAGACAGUUUUGAUACACAAUUAAUUGUUUAUUAAAAACUUUUUUAAAUAUUUAUUGAUUUAAUGUGGACUUGUUCAUGUUGUUCGCGCAUUGAGUUCCUUGUUUGUGUAGUGAAAAAGCAAUUAUUAUCAGUGGCUGUAUUAAACAAUUAAAAUUGGAAUCAAAAA